Molecule: messenger RNA, 2710 nt
Organism: Mauremys reevesii (Reeves's turtle)
Lineage: Eukaryota; Metazoa; Chordata; Testudines; Geoemydidae
Gene: NUDT13
Product: nudix hydrolase 13
Exons: 10
Coding region: 532-1332 (266 amino acids)
Molecular function (GO): metal ion binding; hydrolase activity
Source: RefSeq, a predicted model, not a curated record
GGGAUACAAAGAGAUUGAAGGAGUCCUCCAGAUCAGACCAUCCCAUAAUUCAGUAGUUAGCACAUCCUCCUGAUAGUUCAAAUCCUUUCUCCCUAUCAGUCAGGGGGAUGGAAUAUAGGGGAAUUGAAUUUUGCUACAUCCCAGAGGCAGCUUCUCUCAGGUUCUGGUGAGAGCUAUGAUUUAUCAAGGUGUAUACAGAACUCCCUCUCUGUGGUGCAGGUUACACUCUACCUAUGUUAGAAAAAUGCGACUACUAAAGUGAUGACGUCACACCCCAAGCGGGUAACAGCGAGGAAGAGGAUUACUUUCCAAACAACCGGUGAUGGGAAAUAAUGUCGAAAAAGGUCAUUUUGUUUCCGUGUAAACUCUGUAACUAACUGUUCUAAUAGAUACUUGUUUGAACUAAAGGAAGAUGAUGGCAUCUGUAGGCAAGCCCAAAACUCAGGAACAUUCUACCUCUUUCACAAUCUUUCUCCAUUCCUUAAGAAAGUUGGGAGCAAGUACUUGGCACCACAGAUAAGUGUAGCAGAAAUGAAAAGCAUGCUGGGGAAGUUCAAACAGAAUGAACAGAUGAUAGAGGACUCGGUGCUGAUUGGCUGUUCAGAUGAAUGCAUGGCAUACUUUGCCCUGGAUCUAGGAUCCUUGGAAAAAUCUGUCAUUGAAUCUGAAUUGAGGGGGUCAUUUACCGAAUUACGGAAGGCUUUCUUUCAACUCGAUGGGAAAGAUGCACCCUUGUUGUCCUCGGCUCAGGCUCUUCUUCGUUGGCAUGACACCCAUCAGUACUGUAGCAAAACUGGGCAGCCUACCCAGAAGAACCUAGCUGGCAGCAAGCGUGUUUGCCAUACCAAUGGAAUAAUUUAUUACCCACAGAUGUCUCCAGUGGUUAUCACUUUGGUGUCUGAUGGGAGCCGGUGCCUUCUUGCCCGACAGGCGUCAUUCCCAAAGGGGAUGUACAGUGCUCUGGCAGGCUUCUGUGAUGUGGGUGAGACGCUGGAAGAGACAGUCCGACGGGAGGUGGCAGAGGAGGUGGGAUUGGAGGUGGAGUCUCUGUGGUAUUCUGCUUCUCAGCACUGGCCCUUUCCCAACAGCUCCCUAAUGAUAGCUUGUCAUGCCAUGGUGCAGCCACAACAGACCCAGAUCAGUGUGAACAAACUGGAGUUGGAAGCAGCCAGCUGGUUCAGCCUGGAGGAGAUAAUGGAAGCACUCGGACGGGAGCCUAAGCCUUUGAAACAAGAGGAUGGCAGCUUUUCACUUUGUCUGCCACCCAAGUGGGCCAUAGCGCACCAACUGAUUCAGGAGUGGGUUAAGCUGCAGGCUUCCUCGCCUGCUUAGGCACAGUCUAUCACACCUUUAUUUUAGCAGGUAAAAACAAGUGAGGACAAGUUCUCACAGUGAUGACCCAGCCAGAAUGGCUCAUAAACCAUCUUAUUAUAUUCAGGUACACCUAGGAGCACAGACGCAUAUUUGGAUAAGUCCCAACAACUCUAGUACACAAAGAACCAUCAAUUAGAUACAAUACCGUAAGUGCCAGUAAAUCUUAAAAAAAAAAAAAAAGCCCAAACCACUAGAUGUCAUCAAACCAGCUACAAGCCUGCACCAUAGACAUCAGAAUGGUCAAACCCUACAACAUGUGUUUCCUAGAUCCCUCUUAGAAUAAAGGAUUCCACUCAUUUCCCUCUAUUUUACCCCCUUAGACAUCUCUGAUGUCACACAAUAGAGCCUCACUCUUUUUGACAGAGGACUAGGUGGGAUUCCAUUUAGGGUCUGUCAGGGUUGGUCCUAGUGCUGCUCUUGCAUUUGACAGUGUGAGAAUAGCGAAAGUGCAAAUUUCAUUAAGUUCCCUCUUUCCAUUGCUUCCCUGCCCCAUCAAGUCUCCCACUAUGCUCAUCUGCAUACAAAAAUACCCUUGAUUUCCUUUGCUGCUAAAGAGGUACUACACAUUUGUUCAUAUUGGACUUAGCAGCUAAAGGUAUCACGAGGCCCUCCCUCAGUGCUGAGCACAUUGCCCCUACAGCUUUCCAUCCUCAGGGGGCAAGAUUUGGUGAUAAACAGCAGAGGAACACCACCUGCAUAAAGCUUUAACUUGCUUGAUAUUCUGGAAGAGCCGCCAUGACUCAAACGGUCAUAGAAAUCGCUGAGAGCCCAAGGAACACAUUUCUGCCUCAGCCCAUGGGGUAUCACUCUUAACUCCAUGCAUUGCUUAGGUACAGAGCAUUUCUGUGGAGCAGAAAGAGCCCAGUCACAAGGUUCAAGGACUUGGCUAGAUGCUUGCUCCCCUUGUACUGGUGGAAUAGCAGGUUAUCACCCUCUGGGAGGCCCACUGAAGCAUAGCCUUGGGCAGGCAGAGACUAAUAGCCUAAUAAUGGAGUUACCUGGAUUUCUGAUUUAAUUAAACUGGAAGAAUUGAGGGUGGCUGUACCUUCUGCUUACUUGGUUGAGUUCCUGGGAAAAUGCACAGACGCCCACAUUUUGAGGCUAUUAGUUUGGACACUUGGAUGGAGAAGUGCAUUUUUAAUCCUCACCAAUUGAUCCUGCUCCUGGCCAAACACUGCUAGCUACUCAUUUUCUAUAGUCACACAUGGUUGUGUUGUAACAGUCUGGCAUCCAGCUUUCUUUAAAAUGUAACUUACUGGAGCUCUGCUGGUUUGUUCUUCAGUCUUUCUCUGCAUGUGUGAUGUCUGGGUUCUCUCUUUCUGUUUCUUUCUCCCAU